Molecule: messenger RNA, 189 nt
Organism: Suillus subalutaceus
Lineage: Eukaryota; Fungi; Basidiomycota; Agaricomycetes; Boletales; Suillaceae
Exons: 1
Coding region: 1-189 (62 amino acids)
Biological process (GO): DNA repair
Cellular component (GO): nucleus; Smc5-Smc6 complex
Source: RefSeq, a predicted model, not a curated record
AUGGAAGAUAUACUGACGAAAGCAGGGCCAACCAAUCUUUUUCGUUUCAUCGUUAAUCCUGCCAGCUUUGGGCAGUCUGUAGAAAAUUUGUACUAUAUGUCGUUCUUGAUCCGAGAUGGUUUGUGCGCUGUUCACACUUCUGUUGAUGGAGAGCCUAUCAUAUGUGAGUGCUCUGGGUAUUUCAGAUGA